Messenger RNA from Leguminivora glycinivorella, 1630 nucleotides. RefSeq names its product neurogenic locus protein delta-like. Gene Ontology annotation, molecular function: signaling receptor binding; calcium ion binding. The transcript is spliced from 6 exons. The coding region runs from base 66 to 1070 and encodes 334 amino acids. Gene Ontology annotation, biological process: anatomical structure development; cell communication. NCBI's taxonomy places the organism in Eukaryota, Metazoa, Arthropoda, Insecta, Lepidoptera, Tortricidae. The record is from RefSeq and is a predicted model, not a curated record. Gene Ontology annotation, cellular component: membrane; extracellular region; cell surface.
AACGCCGCUCCCGUGGCUCCAAAAGACAACUUGCGGCGAAAGUCGGCGUCCGAGUAACAGUACCAAUGAAGCUGCCAGUCGUGCUGUGUGUGCUCGCGCUGGCCCCGGCCGCGCUGCCGGCCAAGUACAUGCCAAAAUGGAAAAAACAGGCUUGCGAGCUACCAGCCGUGCAAAGUGAGCACAGUCACUACGUGUGCGACGAGAAGGGCGAACCGAAAUGCCUGCCCGGGUGGCAGGGCGACCUGUGUGACGUGCCCAUUUGCAAGAAAGGAUGCGAUCCUUUGCAAGGUUACUGCAAGCGUCCAGGGGAGUGCCGGUGCAAGCUGGGCUUCUACGGCGAGCGAUGCAACAAAUGCAUCCCCCUCCCCGGCUGCCAACACGGCUCUUGCAAUGUGUCCUUCGAGUGUGUGUGCAAGGAGGGGUGGGACGGCCUCUUUUGUUCUGAACCGAUCUGCCGCUCCGACUGCCACCAGACGCGCGGUUUCUGUGAGUCACCCGGCGAGUGCCGCUGUCGACUGGGCUGGUCCGGGCCCACCUGCCGCGCCUGCCAGCCGCUACCCGGCUGUCAGCACGGGUACUGUGACAAACCGCUGGAGUGCAAGUGCCUGCCUGGGUACACCGGCCUGCUGUGUCAAACACCGAUCUGCUCAACGGGCUGCCACAGCGAGCGGGGCUACUGUCGUCGUCCCGGCGAGUGCCGCUGCAAAGUGGGCUGGACUGGGCCCACCUGCUCCCAAUGUCACCCGUAUCCUGGCUGCGUGCAUGGUACCUGCAGCAGGCCUUGGGAGUGUGCCUGCGAGCCUGGCUGGGGAGGCAUGCUGUGUGAUGAAGAGCUGAAUUACUGCGAGAAGAAUCCAGACACCUGCAAGAACGGCGGCAAAUGCCAGUCCCUCGAGUCCGGAGAUGGUUACUUCCGCUGUUCCUGCCCCGCCGGCAUCAGCGGGCGGAACUGCGAGAACCUGCCCGACAGCAUGACUACCACUGAGGCUAGUAACUCUACGGAGGUUGUGACUACUGAGGUCACUACGGAGGCAGUGAAGGAGCCUAGUGAGGAAAAUGAGACUGAGUAGUCAUCUCACCGGGUCUAGCUAAAAGUAAAAUCGUUGAUACUCCGUGGCGAAUGAUAUUCUGAAUAUUAAUAUAUUUACUGCAUCCGCUAUAGCCAACGCCAAUAAAAGCAUUGGUCGUCCUAUGUUACGGCAUAAUGACUGCGCCAAACGCGACAUGCGCGCUUUCAACAUUCCAGUGCAUAAAUGGGAGGAACUUGCAGAGGACAGGGAAAAAUGGCGCAAACUGGUGUUUGACGGGCGUAAAAUCCACGAUGAGGCGUGGUUUAUGACACUCGCAAUCAAGCGAGCCAAGCGUCACCAGCCGGACACCUGUUCGCCACGGAGACAUUACCCUUGCAUGGCUUGUGGUCGCGUUUGCCGCUCCCGUAUUGGCUUACACAGCCAUGAAAAACACUGCCGUUCUACUGCUUGACAAGACACUGUUUUAAUAGUCUGCAUUAGACCUACACUGAGAGAAAUUUGCAUUGUGAAUUUAACAAGUUCGACUUGUUGCGGUUUAUCCGUUUGAAUCAGCCAAACGUAUGUUUAAAACAAUAUGUGUCAGGUUGUUUUUAUAAAAU